CCUACACUAACGCACGCCCAGUAGGCUCAGCGUUCAGCCUUCUUAGAGCCUGCUUGGAGUUCGGACCUGCAGCCUAAGCACCUUAACCGCAACCCCUCUUCACCCGACCGCUUUCUUGUGGAACUGAAUAACGAUGUCGGACGAGGAACGACGACCGUUGAUAGACCUGGAGAAUAACGUUGUUCGUCAUGUACAGAGCGUCUGGUCCGGCUUGAAAGGUCAUAACCACUUCUUCCACGCUCAUCUGUGCCAUGAUACGACUCGCGUGCGGCAGGUUUCUUGGGACGCGACAAUGUCCUCGAAGUUGCAGUCGGUCUCAUUAUGGCUGGCGGCUUCUCGAAACUCGUCAACUCCUUCAUAUCCGAUGUUCUUCUGCCCCCGAUCUCGUUGUUGCCUUUCCUUGGAAGAAAUCUGCCUGCUAAAUUUGCUGUCCUCCGCUCUGGCCCCAAUCCGCCGUAUAAUACAGUCGAACAAGCUACUGAAGAUGGUUUGCGCCAUAACUCUUGCUUGGGGUGCUUUUCUGGACAACCUGAUAACUUUCUUUGCACUAGGUGCUGUUCUAUACACUUACGCUCAAUUAUACGCCAUCUUCACCAAAGAGUCCAUCAUCAAACACAUUGUGAAAUGCAAAUAUUGUCGCAAGGAUAUAUCCGCAAGUGCUAAACGCUGUGCUUUCUGCACUAGCUGGACUGAUGGUCGAGAUGAGAAGCAGGCUCAGCCAACUCACAGUGAUCACCCUCUUGAUUCGUAACGUGCGGCAUGCGGACAUGAUAAUCUUUUGGAUAUUGACUGGAUGUACUCAUUGGACCCUGCUUUCGCGAUAUUUAUUUCGACUCGCCGUGGCCAUUUGAACAUUGAAAAUAAUGAUAUCGACGAUUUUCUCGGGAUACCGAAAUGGGAAAAAGAUUCUGGCUAGCUCAGCUAUCCCGAGUAGCCUUGUAUUCAUCGAUCCACUUCUUCUCUGCAUCUCCUUUGGGCAGCACAACGAAAGUCAGACACCCGUCUUUCAGCUCGAGUCCAUCCUUGAGCUCGCCCUCCUUCUCUUUUGCGGCUGUGCACACUUCUCGAAGCGACAUCUUCUUGCCCACCUUCAACAACCGUUUCCUUCGCGUCAUCGCGUACACAGCCAACUUCCCAUCCACAUAUUCGUGCUUCGUGUCCCAAGCUGGCGGCGGUGCUUGGGGUGGAAACAUGACUGCUAGAUGACUGGAGAACGGCGUGUCUUCGACGAAUUCAGGUAUUAUGUCGGAUGUCGCGUAUUGAGGAUAGAGGAAGAACACGGGGAUGAUCAACGACGUCCCCGUUGGAUCCUCGGGAUCAAAAUGAGGUUCGUAUGGAUUAUCAAGAUCGUCUUUCUUCUUCAGCACGAUCAGAUUCCGUUCCUAGGAUGUGUGAAUACCUAGCCGGACAUAUGCAGCCGAACACGGCACACCUUGAAA
Mycena citricolor is the source of this 1439-nucleotide messenger RNA. Lineage: Eukaryota; Fungi; Basidiomycota; Agaricomycetes; Agaricales; Mycenaceae. The record is from the annotation of a GenBank genome assembly.